This is a messenger RNA of Sphenostylis stenocarpa, 1881 nucleotides long. The record is from the annotation of a GenBank genome assembly. NCBI's taxonomy places the organism in Eukaryota, Viridiplantae, Streptophyta, Magnoliopsida, Fabales, Fabaceae.
AUGAUUUCAAGUGCAGUGAAGCAGUUUCACAGCGUUCAUUCCCCGCACCGGACCUCCAAGAUUCCUAACCUAAAAUGUGCAUCGCUCAACUCUUCGGAUUCCCUCCCACCCGAUCCCUCCCAGAUUCAAACGUCUGCUCCCACCCAGAUGGAGCAAAAUUCAAUUUCUAUUCUGGAGAUUCUGAAGCAAUCAAAUUCAUAUCUGCCUCAUGUGCUCAUUGCUAGUAUACUGCUUGCUCUUACCUACCCACGGUCUUUGACGUGGUUUACCAGCAGAUACUAUGCACCUGCACUAGGUUUUUUGAUGUUUGCAGUUGGGGUUAAUUCAAAUGAAAAUGACUUUAUUGAGGCAUUUAAGAGGCCAGCAGAAAUUGUCACUGGUUAUUUUGGCCAGUUUGUUGUGAAGCCUAUUCUUGGAUAUCUGUUUUGCCUGAUUGCAGUAACUGCUUUAGGCCUACCAACAACAGUUGGUGCAGGAAUUGUAUUGGUGGCUUGUGUUAGUGGUGCCCAGCUUUCAAGUUAUGCUACUUUCCUGACGGAUCCACCAAUGGCACCUUUAAGCAUAGUUAUGACAUCCCUGUCCACUGCUUCUGCAGUUUUUGUCACGCCACUCUUAUUACUGUUGCUCAUUGGGAAGAAAUUGCCUAUAGAUGUAAAAGGAAUGGUGUAUAGCAUUACACAGAUUGUGGUGGUACCUAUUGCAGUUGGCCUGCUUCUUAAUAGAUUCUUUCCUCGUAUUUGUAAUGUUAUUCGACCAUUUUUGCCUCCCCUGUCAGUAUUGGUGGCAGCUAUCUGUGCUGGAGCACCACUUGCCUUUAAUGUUGAGACUAUGAAAUCCUCCAUGGGAAUCGCUAUCUUGUUUCUUGUUGUUGCUUUUCAUUUGUCAUCUUUCAUAGCUGGUUAUUUCCUCAGUGGAUUUGUCUUCCGUGAUUCUCUUGAUGCUAAGGCACUGCAACGAACAAUUUCCUAUGAGACAGGAAUGCAAAGUAGCCUGCUAGCCCUGGCUCUUGCUAAUAAAUUCUUUGAAGAUCCAGUUGUGGCUAUACCUCCAGCAAUUUCUUUUCUGCAUCCAGUGGGGGUUGCAAUGUUCAGUGUGAUCCAGAGAGUAAGACUUGCUUUGGGGGCUUAUGCCUAUGUAUUGUUUAUUGAGAGAUGUUACUCUUUUCUAAAUUUGUUUGCAGACUUCAAUUAUGUCUUUGAUGGGAUUUGCUCUUGUUCUGAUUUGGACCAGAAGGGGAAAGAGAGAGACAAAAUAAUACUCUUGAAAGAUGAAAAUGCAGGAAGGAGAAAGGGUGUUGUGUUAUCCGAAGCAGGGUGCACUGAAAACAAAGAUGCAAUAUUAGAAGCAGUUACAGUUACUGCUCCAACUCCAACCAUGGCGGCGGCAACGUUGUACUUGGCAAAACCAUUUUGUGCUUCCAAAAUUCCGUUACCGAGAGUGAGCGACAGUAGAAUUGGAACCGUCAAGUGUGAAGUCCAAACCAAAUUGAAAACGGGUUUCUUGGGACUGGGUCUGUUCCACUUCCUCACCUUCGUCGAACCUGCUUCAUGUCUCCAACUGCAGCUGCAACUCCAGGAACCCCCCAAUGCCCUCUCUCUGCCCACAUGGGCCAUUCACGUCUCUAGUGUCGCUGAAUGGAUUAUAGCCAUGGCUUUGGUGUGGCAAUACGGGCACAAUUCUAAAUACCCAGCUUGGAAGGGCCUUUCUUGGGGUAUGGUACCUCUACUUGGUGGAGCUUUUUGUGCGUGCACAUGGCAUUUCUUUUAUAACGCUGAGUCCCUUGAGGUAUUGGUGGCUCUUCAAGCGGCACUGACUGUUAUAGGUAAUGCCACAAUGUGCAUAGCUGCAUAUAGGAUAUACAAAUCAUCCCAAGGCUCCUAG